GAGGGGAAGGAUGAGCGAGGAGGCCCGCCCUGCUAGGUGUCCCCGGCUGCGAAGAUGGCGCUGAACAGGAACCACUCGGAGGGCGGCGGGAUUAUCCUGCCCCACGGGGAAUGUAUUAUCAAGCAGUGUAAAGAUGUGGAGCUGACCUUCUCUGAUGUGACCAGCAAACAGGAUAUCUUCAAAGGCACCAAGAAAGGAAUGGUGUUUCUUACCCCCUACAGGGUCAUCUUUUUGUCUAAGGGCAAGGACCCAAUGAUGUCCUUCCAGAUGCCAUUCACCUUGAUGAAAGGAUGCUCUGUUGAACAGCCAGUAUUUUCUGCUAAUUAUAUCAAAGGAGUGGUGCAGGCAGAACCAGGAGGUGGCUGGGAAGGGCAGGCUUCAUUUAAGAUGAGCUUUUGCAGUGGAGGCGCCAUAGAAUUUGGGCAAAUGAUGUUCAGACAGGCCAGUGAUGCUUCCAGAGGGGUACCUUUCCAGAGUUUUGGCUAUGGGUUUGCAUAUAUUUCUGGAGGUUACAUACCAGCACCAGGACCUUACGUUCCUCCACCACCUGCUGCUGGACCGUACCCUUAUAUACACCCACAGAUGAAUGGAUAUGGACCUGCUCCACAACCUAUGGGAUAUCCGUAUGCGCCUCCUCCAGGCAUGUACCCGCCACCUGGUGGGAUGUAUAUGGCACCACCACCUCCAUAUCCUGGCCCUUCUGCUGCAGGCCCUUCAGCUCCAAAUCAUGCAGGACCUUCAGCUCCUUCAGCCCCUAUAUCCUGGGUAGAGCCUGGAAUGCCAGGUGGCAACAAAGCAACACCGACAACUUCUAGUGCAUAUUACAACCCUGCCAAUCCCCAUAAUGUCUAUAUGCCUAUGGAUCAGCCACCUCCUUAUUCACCACCUGAUGAGAAAAAAAACAACUAGCAGGAGUCUAGCAGCAGUCCUCCCUCAUUUUUUUCGCCCUUGAAGAUGUCACUGCAACCAUUUCUGGCUCUCUGUUUCUAGAUCAUUCAGUGUCAAUAACAUACAUAAUGUUUGGGUGGUUUAACGUAACAGCUCUUAAACCCUUGUGGUAAUAACAAAACAAGUAGUGACAGUAAUAUUUUGAUUGUUUGCAUCUUCUCCUGGAGCCAGGUUAGAAAUGCUGUGAUUGUUUUAGCCUUUUAGUUUGGAAGGAGAGGCGAGUUAGCCACCCACACUGCAAAGGAAGCCGUAUCACAUAUGUAGGAAUGAAAUAUUGGAUCUCUUUGCAUCAAGCAAAGCGUUUUGAGAAUGAUGCACAAGUAUGAGUGUAAAAGUAUUAUGCCCUUUGCCACCAUCAUGGUAUGUUACAAUUUUAACUCUGUGCAGUUUAAUGCAUGAGAGGGAAUUCUGUAAAUAUGUUGGAGCCUUGUAUCUUCUUACUGGGUAAGUGGCAUUGUAGACUUUGGGGAAAGUCUGCCAUGAUAUUUAGAAAAUGGCCUGCAAUGGGGAUGAGAAAGACCAGAAGACUAACUAGUAACUAUUACUCUAUCUCCAGCUGUGUGUGUGAAAAAACAUACACAGCAAAGGUCUUCUGUACACUUUGGAUUCUCAUAUCCCAUUGUAUAAAAAGUAUAAAUAUUAAGAUGUACAGAUUUCAUACUCUAGAUUUUUCUUACCUUUAUGGCUAUGGAUCCGAAGGGUAUUCUGUCUGAUGCAGAAGGUGAUGUAGUAAUAAAUCUCAAAUUCAAAUGAGGUCACGUUCUAGCAAAUACAAGAUCUAUUUAUAUCAAUUGGAAGCAAAGUGGGAGCUUUGUGAAACUAGUAGCCUUAUGAACAAAACAAAAUGCAAUUAAGGAUGUAGAAUAAUCUCUGGCAUCCUGCACGUGAAAUCUAUGCAGAGAGUCUUCUGGAAAUCAGACCCAUCCAUGCUCAGCAUUCCUUUGCACCCAGUAGCAGCCUGUACCACAGAGAUAGACGUAUUUAGCAGGAAGAUAUCUUGUCAGAGAUGACUACUGAAGCCAUUUCUCUGGUUUAGCCUUUCUGUGGGCUGAACCAGGCAUGAAUGUAGCUAGAAGCAUUAUUAUUGGGGCUGGGUGGGGUGGGGGACAGCUAGUAUGAAACUUCCCAGUACACACCAUGCAACAUAGCUGUGUGAAUAUGGGACGUUUGCAUUGGACAAUAUUGGGGGGGGGGAAAUCACCUCUGAGUGAGGAAGGCAAAAACUGUUGUUAUUUAGCCUGCACUGCUUUUUGGAAAUCUUUGUUAGAAUGCCAUUCCUAAAAAUCUAUUGCUGAGAGGAGUCUGGUGUAGUUACAACCUGACUUCUUCAGUUCUAAAGAGAACCGUUGCUCCUUUUGAUGGAAGUGGAGGGUACUGGGGUACUUUCCUUGAGCAGACUAGGGCUGUAUAUUUUUUAAGAAGAGCUCAAGAGAGACUCUGGUAUCAGUUUUCCCGUAGAGCAGCUGAGCACAAUAUUCAAUAUAACAGACACAAAAGGAACUUUUUUCUAAUAAAAUCUUUUAAUCAGUGUCCAAGAAGCUUACAACUUUCCACAAUAUAAUAUUUAGCUCCGUUUGUAAUAUUUUUGGAUUGCACUUUAAUACAGAAGUAUUGAAAUAUU
This is a messenger RNA of Eublepharis macularius, 2569 nucleotides long. It is a transcript of the gene WBP2NL, whose product is annotated as WBP2 N-terminal like. Gene Ontology annotation, biological process: positive regulation of DNA-templated transcription. Gene Ontology annotation, molecular function: chromatin DNA binding; transcription coactivator activity. Lineage: Eukaryota; Metazoa; Chordata; Lepidosauria; Squamata; Eublepharidae. Gene Ontology annotation, cellular component: nucleus. Bases 55 to 909 code for a protein of 284 amino acids. The transcript has 8 exons. The record is from RefSeq and is a predicted model, not a curated record.